AUGAUUAAAAUUGUGCAUCAUCCUGUUGUAAUAAAUAAUUUAUUUUCUCACCACAAGGUGCAAAAGAAGAAGAGCCUUUCCCCCCUGGGUUACUCCUCUCAUGUCCCCUUUUUAAAUGAACACAAUGAACUGAGGAAGAAGGCUGACCGUUUUAAGGUAUUCGUCAAGGAGGGAAAUAUACGAAAUAAUUGUGGCGGUAAAAAUGGGCGGCCUACACACAAAGGAAGAACCGAUAUAGACCAUCAAACAGGCAGACAGCUGAGGGGAGCUCAAAAGAAAUGCCACGAUAGGGAGACAACGCUGGAAGACGUGACCAAUCAGCGUGGAAGCGCACACCGUGGUGAAGAUGAAGAGGGGGAAAAAGGACACCAAAAGGAUGUCCAUUUUGUGAGUGAUAUGGCCCACGCGGGGGGGACCCCUUCGAAUGGCGACUCCACUGAGGGAGACACUGGUAACGGGGAAGGUCUUGGUGAUGACUCCACUGAGGUGCACGCGGGGUGGGCGCGAGAUUGGGAACGUCAUAUGGGAGAAAUCGCGGCGGAGGGAAAGGGAGCGUUUCGCGACAAGCGGGAAGAUUAUGCAAGCCGAGUGAGAAGCGAAGAAAAUGGGGGCGAAAAUGAAGGCGAAAAUGAAGGCAAAAAUGAAGGCGGAAAUGGGGGCGAAAAUGAAGGCGAAAAUGAAGGCAAAAAUGAAGGCGGAAAUGGGGGCGAAAAUGAAGGCGAAACUGCCCAGUCACAUCGAGAAGAGCCCCCCGACCUUCAUGGCAAACCGCAUCACGAACCGCUGCACGAUCCGCUGCACGACCGGAGAGGGAAAAAAAAAGGCGUCGACCUAAAAAUCAUAAGAAGCCUACCCCUGAUAUCUAUUAUAGGCAGACCGAAUGUUGGGAAGUCGACCAUAUUCAACCGACUGACGAGGAAGUUCCAAGAGGGCAGCAUCGUCCUAGGGGAAAGCAGCACAAGAGAUAAAAUUUAUGGAGAAGUAGAUUGGGAUGGCUACAAAUUUGAGGUGGUGGACACAGGUGGCCUCCUAUUCGAAGAUGAAAAAUUUUGCAAGCAAAUACGAGACCAAAUUAUGUUAGCGCUUAACGAGUCCUCAGUCGUGUUGCUCGUCGUUGAUGGGAUAAACGGCGUCCACCCUGUGGACCUCGAGAUAUGCAGGUUCCUCAGGAAGUACAUUAAAAAUGAGUGUAUUAGUAAAAUGGCCUCGGGGAAGAAGCGGGCCGGCCAGGUUGACCAUGCUGGGGUUGGAGAACACCCGCCUGAGGACGCAUCGAAAGGUAGCAGCUCAUCGAGUGAUGCGUCCGAAGGGUCCGCGGUGGAUACCUCCCAAACGGACGCAGCGUGCCGAAGGGUUCACAAGGUUGAUGACGCGAGGAGCGCAGAAAGGGAAGAAGAAGAAAACCAAAACGAAAACCAAAACGAGGACGAAAACGAAGAAGUCCAAACUGAUGGACGGAAAACGGCGAUGCUCAAAGUCAUCGUGUGCGUGAACAAAUGCGAGUCGUACAAAGACGGAAACGUGAAGGCGCAAAACUUCUGGGAACUGGGGUUCGGGACGCCCUACCCCUGCAGUGGGAUCCAUGGAAAUGGGCUGACCGAAAUUUUAGACGAGUGCAUCAAGUAUAUAAACAAAGUGGAGAUAAACGAAAUGGAAGAAGAAAAAAAAGAAGAAAACACCAUAAACAUUAGCUUCAUCGGAAAACCAAACACAGGGAAGUCAAGUAUUUUAAAUAAAAUCCUAAACUGUAACCGUUUCAUCGUUUCCCCGAUAGCAGGAACUACUGUUGACUCGAUUGACGUUUUAGUAAAAAUUAAAGACAGCGAUAGAAUUUACAGACUGAUCGAUACCGCUGGAAUACAAAAAAGGAAAAAAAACGUCCCCUUUAACGAAAAAACAAAAUAUGAAUACUUACUGUUCAACAGAACUGAGAAGGCCAUCAAACGUAGUGACGUCUGCAUCCUCGUCAUCGACUCGUUUAAUGGAAUAAGUUCGCAAGACAUCAACAUAGCAAGGAAAAUUGUGCAAGAAAAUAAAAGCUGUAUAAUUUGCUGCAACAAAUGGGAUUUGAUAUAUAACAAAAAUGACAUUUUUAAUGACACCAAAAAUUACGUUCUUAAUCUUUUAAAGCCAGUUGAUUUUGCCAACAUUUUGUUCAUAUCUGCUAAGACGUCUCAAAGAUUGCUUAACAUAUUUGAUCAUGCCGAAGAGACGUACAAGCAGUACACCAGGAAAAUAAACACAAACAGUUUGAAUGACGUUAUAAAGGAAGCUCUGCUCCUUAGACCUCCUAUCCCCAUCAGGAAUAAGUCACUAAAUAUUUACUACGCCUUUCAGACCCAUAUUAAACCACCCGGGUUUGUUUUUUUUUGUAACUCUCACAAGUGUGCUUAUGAAAAUUACACAAAGUAUCUGGAAAGCAGAAUACGGGAGAGCUUCAACAUACGGGGCACGCCUAUUAGAAUUUACUACAAGGAGAAGAGGAAAAGACGCCUCAUCAAGAAGGUCAAGAACCCGGACAAGUACAGCCUGGACGUUGAGGCCAUACAGAGGGACUUUCUAAAGGCACAGUCUGGUCAGAAGCCCCAGGGCUGA
This is a messenger RNA of Plasmodium vivax (malaria parasite P. vivax), 2595 nucleotides long. RefSeq names its product GTP-binding protein, putative. The record is from RefSeq and is a predicted model, not a curated record. Gene Ontology annotation, molecular function: GTP binding. Bases 1 to 2595 code for a protein of 864 amino acids. Lineage: Eukaryota; Apicomplexa; Aconoidasida; Haemosporida; Plasmodiidae. The transcript has a single exon.